UUUCUUUUAAAUCUAAAAUUAACAGUGAUUGUGACGUCACGGUAACUAAGGCUUUUAAUUAUAUCUUCCUGUAACCUUUGCGUAUAUAAGUUGUCUGUCCCCAGAUAGGUGCACUAGACGAGCCGUAAGAGACCGGAACGAGACCGAACCUAAGAGAUCCCACAUCAAGAUGAACCGUCUACUCACUAUCGCACUAGCCUGCUGCAUUAUGUCUGCGGCUUUUGCUCAAAUGCCGAUGGGAAUGGGCCCAAUGGGCGGAGGUAUGGGAGGUAUGGGCGCCCUCUUGCCUUUGAUGAUGCGAGGGGGUGGUGGUGAGGCAGGCAUGAUAAGCAUGCUUCUGAUGUCCAUGUUGGGUCAAGGUGGUGCAGCUGGUGGUGCUGGCGGUGCCUCCAGCCUCAUGCCACUCCUGAUGAUGAUGCGCGGCGGUGGCACCAGCGAAAUGAUGCUCCCACUCAUGAUGAUGAUGAACCAGGGCGGCGGCGGCGCCAACGGGAUGAUGAGCAACCCCCUCAUGUUGAUGAUGAUGAGUGGAGGUGGCGACGCCAUGGCCAAAUUUUUACCCUUGAUGAUGAUGCAACAGGGAGCAGGAGCCGGAGCUGGCGCUGCAGCCGGAGGAGAAGCCCCAGCCGGUGGCAUGGGAGGAAUGGGCGCCAUGGGUAUGCCCCUCAUGCUCAGCUCGAUGGCUGCAUAAGCACACGCAACUUUUAGAGUAGACUUUAAAAUGUCCCGUCCUCCCCCUCCCCCACUCCCCACUUCAUCUCCCUUCUCAAUGAAAGAGCCAUUCCCACACAGCAAGGUUGCUCAUCUAGAUGUCAAGAACAAACCAUCGUAAGAUCUCAGCUGCACCACCAGGCGGUCUCACGUAAGCAACUUGAGAAGUUAUUUGUCUACAAAUAAAAGAGACGACUCGUUCUAUUCUAGAAAAAAAUCUUUAAAAUUAAAAUCGGCAUUGCAUUACAACAGUUCAUUUGUUUGCAACGUUUGGACCAGAAAACAUAGAUGUAUGCUGUUUUCUUAAUUUAACUAUUAUUGUUAGUUGUUGUUAUUUUUUAUUUUUUAUUAUUAUUAUUAUUAUUAUCAAUGUUAUUGUUUUUAUAUUAAUUCUAAAAAAAAAUAAUAAAUUGUGAUUAAAGAGAGAUUAUCGACAUGA
Messenger RNA from Biomphalaria glabrata, 1150 nucleotides. RefSeq names its product glycine and methionine-rich protein-like. Lineage: Eukaryota; Metazoa; Mollusca; Gastropoda; Planorbidae. The coding region runs from base 170 to 691 and encodes 173 amino acids. The record is from RefSeq and is a predicted model, not a curated record. The transcript has 3 exons.